AUGCCCACUGUGGAGGAGAUCGACACGGUCCUCCGUCCCUGGCGGUCGGACGAACUGCGCCAGAAAGCAUGGCAAAUAUUGGAAUCCGGCAACGCCGUACCGAUUUUUCUCCGGUCGUACUAUAACCCGGAGGACGACGAAAAGAUGGAGGAAUGGGUCGAUGCAUCGGAAGAGUUUAGAAACCAAGCCUGGUGGGCGUGUCUGAACGAUGCAACUCUCUUCAACUUUGGCUUUGACUGGCAGCGCGUAUACGACAUCAUGCCCGAAGUUGCGGGUCCAGUGAGCGAUGCCGGGUACACGCGAUAUCCGUCACCAGAAAUUGUGGAGAUGUCACGAACACAAUUUAGGACCUCCCUCAGGAAGACAAAGCAGAGUGAGCCCCAUCGGUGGAGGGAGGAUCCGGAUCGCUUUAUCGAAUUCGAGGCGGCCGACCUCCUCCGCACAGUGGCAGCAGCGUACAUUCUCGUGGCAGAUCAGAAGGCCUUCGAGACUGGCGGCCAAGUACGUCUGAUUUAUGUGGAUGGUAAGCGGAAUGUUAUUCAGGAGACCCGCGUCGAGGCGGAUGCGCAGACGAUCACGGAUGUCAUCAUGGACUGGGACCAGUUGAAUCUGCCCCCGGACUUGUGGGAGGAAGGGACCAUCGGGGAUAGGUACCGCGUUAACCGGGAUUUGGGGAGGGAGUUAUAUCAGUUGAGCGAGGUUGAUAUGGCGGAUCUUUGA
Molecule: messenger RNA, 720 nt
Organism: Penicillium canescens
Lineage: Eukaryota; Fungi; Ascomycota; Eurotiomycetes; Eurotiales; Aspergillaceae
Exons: 1
Coding region: 1-720 (239 amino acids)
Source: RefSeq, a predicted model, not a curated record